AUGAGAACAAGCUGGACAGGUGGCCAAAAUCGUCAAGGACCAACUACCUCAAGUAACAAACCAAGCGGAAGAUCAAGUAAGAUAUUAUAUUACCCCUCCAACAAAUUAUUAAUUAAACAAUCAUUACUAACAUUUUUAAAAAUAAAAAAUUAA
Messenger RNA from Dictyostelium discoideum AX4, 153 nucleotides. RefSeq lists its product as hypothetical. Bases 1 to 153 code for a protein of 50 amino acids. The transcript has a single exon. Lineage: Eukaryota; Evosea; Eumycetozoa; Dictyosteliales; Dictyosteliaceae. The record is from RefSeq and is a predicted model, not a curated record.